AUGAAUAAUUAUUUAGGAAACGAAGCUGCUGGUGAAGGUGAUUUAGGUGAUGCUGAAACUUUAGACGGAGCUGCUGUUGAGGGUGAUUUAGACGAUGCUGGAGCUUCAGACGGAGCUGCUGUUGAGGGUGAUUUAGACGAUGCUGGAGCUUCAGACGGAGCUGCUGUUGAGGGUGAUUUAGACGAUGCUGGAGCUUCAGACGGAGCUGCUGUUGAGGGUGAUUUAGACAAUGCUGGAGCUUCAGACGGAGCUGCCGUUGUAGGUGAUCUAUAUGAUGCUGGAACUUCAGACGGAGCUACUUUUGCGGGUGAUUUAGACGAUGCUGGGGCUUCAGACGGAGCUGCUGUUGAGGUCGGAGCUGCUGUUGUGGGUGGUUUAGGUGAUGCUGAAGUUUUAGUCGGAGCUGCUGUUGUGGGUGGUUUAGGUGAUGCUGAAGUUUUAGUCGGAGCUGCUGUUGUGGGUGGUUUAGGUGAUGCUGAAACUUUAGACGGAGCUGCCGUUGUGGGUGGUUUAGGUGAUGCUGAAACUUUAGACGGAGCUGCUGUUGUGGGUAGUUUAGGUGAUGCUGCAAUUUUAAUUGGAGCUGCUGUUGAGAGUGGUUUAGGUGAUACUGAAACUUUAGACGGAGCUGCUGUUGUGGGUGGUUUAGGUGAUGCUGAAUCUUUAGCCGGAGCUGCUGUUGAGGUUGUUUUAGAUGAUGUUGGUGAUGUUAACUUUACUGUAGUGACGCCGAGGGAGGCGAUGCAAACCUAA
Messenger RNA from Ylistrum balloti, 753 nucleotides. Its product is annotated as paraneoplastic antigen Ma6E-like. The record is from RefSeq and is a predicted model, not a curated record. NCBI's taxonomy places the organism in Eukaryota, Metazoa, Mollusca, Bivalvia, Pectinida, Pectinidae. The transcript is spliced from 3 exons. Bases 1 to 753 code for a protein of 250 amino acids.